Messenger RNA from Macadamia integrifolia, 980 nucleotides. Its product is annotated as coatomer subunit zeta-1-like. The record is from RefSeq and is a predicted model, not a curated record. NCBI's taxonomy places the organism in Eukaryota, Viridiplantae, Streptophyta, Magnoliopsida, Proteales, Proteaceae. Bases 134 to 688 code for a protein of 184 amino acids. The transcript is spliced from 6 exons. Gene Ontology annotation, biological process: retrograde vesicle-mediated transport, Golgi to endoplasmic reticulum; intracellular protein transport; intra-Golgi vesicle-mediated transport. Gene Ontology annotation, cellular component: COPI vesicle coat.
UUCUCCAAAUGGAAACAAAACGGAACUUUGAAGGUUCUAAUCCUAUAAUACAGGUAGCAAAAAGCGAUACAGCUAACUCCUCCGUCUGGGCAUCCAGAUCUUCGAAUCCAACUAUUGCUUCAGAACCUCGUCAAUGGCGAAUUUCGGUACUUACCAGGAGUCGUGCCCUUCAAUAAAAAACAUUCUUCUUCUGGAUUCAGAAGGUAAACGGGUAGCUGUCAAGUAUUACUCAGAUGACUGGCCCACGCUAAAUGCAAAGUUAGGAUAUGAGAAAUCAGUGUUCACUAAAACUCAGAAGACAAAUGCCCGGACUGAAGCGGAAAUCACAAUGUUAGAUAAUAACAUUAUUGUCUACAAGUUCGUCCAAGACCUGCACUUCUUUGUCACUGGAGGUGAUGAUGAAAACGAGCUCAUCUUAGCCACAGUACUACAGGGAUUCUUUGAUGCGGUUGCCCUCCUCCUCAGAAGCAAUGUGGACAAAAGGGAAGCACUAGAGAACUUGGAUCUCAUUCUUUUAUGUCUGGAUGAGAUUGUUGAUGGAGGAAUGAUUCUUGAAACCGAUGCAAACGUUAUCGCAGGAAAGGUCGCAUCCCAUAGCAUGGAUGCUGGUGCACCCUUGUCAGAGCAGACCAUAACUCAAGCUCUAGCCACGGCUCGUGAACAUUUGACGAGGUCCCUUCUGAAGUGACAUAUGCAACUAUGCGUGACAAAGAAGGGGUUUAUUUUCCUUUUGCCUUAUAAGAUUUCUUUUGGGAAGGGCAGGGUGAUUUGGUUUUCUUCAUUCUUAUUAAGGGAUCCAUUUUUGCUGUCUUAUACAGAAAACAAACGCAUUUUAGGUUGCAUGUACCCUGUUAUAAUAUGCUAUAACAUGUCAUUGAUUUGGGUACGAAGUGCAUUAGCAUAUGAUCAAUUGCUAUACUAUCUGAGAUUAAUGGUAAAAAAUUUUAAGAUAUGCAAUACUAGAUGCAAGGGUUGAGUGA